ACAACUUGCAGUUUCACCCCACAACAACUGACUGCUAAUCAUGGCGGCACUUCUCCCAUGCACACAUUUUUCAUCGGCCAAAUUUACAUUUUUACCCUCGAGUUCCUCCGCAAUUAUUAUCCCUGCCCUCCGCCCUCUCCGUCCCCGCUUAAACCACCGUUGUCGUCUAUCUCUCAACUCCAUCAGAGCCUCCGUCUCCACUGUCGAUUCUCCGUUGGCUUCUUCUACCGACGGCCGGGAUGAGAAGAAAAAGCCGCUUCUUCAAGUCACUGAUUUAACUGCCGUCAUCGCUGAAUCCAGACAGGAAAUUAUUAAGGGAGUUAAUCUCUUGGUCAACGAAGGAGAGAUUCAUGCUAUAAUGGGAAAGAACGGUUCCGGGAAGAGCACACUUUCAAAGGUCCUUGUCGGGCAUCCGGAUUAUGAAGUGACAGGAGGUAGUGUCAUUUUUAAAGGAGAAAAUUUGCUUGAAAUGGAGCCGGAAGAGCGCUCACUUGCUGGGCUGUUUAUGAGUUUUCAGUCACCAGUUGAGAUUCCAGGAGUCAACAAUAUUGACUUUCUGCAGAUGGCUUACAAUGCUAGAAGAAGACAACUUGGUGAACCGGAGCUUGGACCCAUUGAGUUCUAUGCUUACAUAUAUCCUAAACUGGAACUUGUGAACAUGAAGACCGACUUCCUCAACAGAAAUGUCAAUGAAGGAUUUAGUGGUGGUGAAAAGAAACGCAAUGAAAUUUUGCAGCUUGCGGUUUUGGGAGCGGACUUGGCUAUAUUAGAUGAAAUUGAUUCUGGAUUAGAUGUUGAUGCGCUUAGAGAUGUAGCACAAGCCGUUAAUGGGAUUUUGACUUCAAAGAAUUCUGUAUUGAUGAUAACUCAUUAUAGACGGCUUUUGGAAUUUAUAAAACCAGCAUUUAUUCAUAUCAUGGAUGAUGGGAGAAUUGUAAAGACAGGGGAUGCAUCCAUAGCACAAAUUCUCGAGGAGGGUGGCUAUAAAGCAAUCUCUGAUGUGUAAUUGUAUGCCAUUUAUUGCUGCUAUAAGUCAGUGGUUUCAGCUUCAGAAUAUGGGAAGAUGAUAUGUUUGCAAAUGUUGAUUAUUGCCAGAAAAAAUUCCUAAGGUAUGGUUUACCUAACAUGUUCAUUUGUGAAUUACUUCUUUCUU
Messenger RNA from Pistacia vera, 1153 nucleotides. RefSeq names its product ABC transporter I family member 6, chloroplastic. NCBI's taxonomy places the organism in Eukaryota, Viridiplantae, Streptophyta, Magnoliopsida, Sapindales, Anacardiaceae. Gene Ontology annotation, molecular function: ATP binding; ATP hydrolysis activity. The record is from RefSeq and is a predicted model, not a curated record. The transcript is spliced from 7 exons. The coding region runs from base 41 to 1006 and encodes 321 amino acids.